AUGAUGGUUUUAGAGAUACUUGUUCUUGGUUUUGAGCUGGAGGCCAUUGUUUAUGUAACUAUUCACAUAGUUGUUCACGUGAACAAAAGGGCUGUUGUUUCUUUGCUGGUGUUCAACUGCCUUGUCACUUGUUCUCAGCAGCAUUUCAGCUGCCAUCUCUUUGGCUUUAAGCGGCUUUUUCUGUUGCUUGGAGCACUUGACUGUGCUUUCCUGCAUGUUUUUCAGGCAUCUUAUGUCUCUUUAAGGCUACUGUUGGCGUUUCUUGUUUCUUGGUUUGCUGUUUUGAUCAGGAUGCACUGUUCACGUGUUUUGGCUACUGCUGUGGAUCUACUUUCACCCGUUUACUACUCUACUGCGAAGGGUUUUCCUACUGAUUUUUCUACUCCUUCAGCUGGAUUAUUAGCUGUACACUUCGAUUGGGUUCUUAGUGGCCGUUUGCUUCUUGCUUUAUGUUUCCUGCUUGGUGUUGGUUGCAAUGGUUGCAACAUUCAGCUGGUCCCUGUUGAGGAGACUGAUGCUCAUAUUUUUGUUCUUUGUCCUUUUGCUCAUUCUUUCUGCAGCAAACUUGCUGCUGCUAUGGGCUUUAAGAUUGUGCCUGGUGAAUUCCCUAUUUGUAGGUUCAUGAGAAUGUGUAGGUGUUUCAAAGGUUUCUCUCUUAGCCAUGCUUUAAUUAGAGGUGUAUCUAUGUUCACCUUUUGGGCAUUAUGGAAAGAAAGGUGCAGGAGGAGAUUUGAGGGGUUGAACCUGAAUAGUCAUGCUGUCUUCCUCCAGGUGGUCAAUGCAUUGAAAUGA
This is a messenger RNA of Ilex paraguariensis (yerba mate), 792 nucleotides long. Lineage: Eukaryota; Viridiplantae; Streptophyta; Magnoliopsida; Aquifoliales; Aquifoliaceae. The record is from the annotation of a GenBank genome assembly.